Hibiscus syriacus is the source of this 1130-nucleotide messenger RNA. RefSeq names its product autophagy protein 5-like. Lineage: Eukaryota; Viridiplantae; Streptophyta; Magnoliopsida; Malvales; Malvaceae. Bases 130 to 1071 code for a protein of 313 amino acids. Gene Ontology annotation, biological process: autophagosome assembly; autophagy of mitochondrion; cellular response to nitrogen starvation. The transcript is spliced from 7 exons. Gene Ontology annotation, cellular component: phagophore assembly site membrane; cytoplasm; Atg12-Atg5-Atg16 complex. The record is from RefSeq and is a predicted model, not a curated record.
ACGUAGUUUAUCGUAUCUCUUUUUCUCUGUCAAAACAGAGCGCAUCUCCUCCCAACCCUUCUUUUAACCCUGCCACCGUCGUCGGUGGCGUCGCCUUUUCAAUCCUCCAUUCCGAAUUCGGAAAGCUCAAUGGAAGCACAAAAGUUUGUAUGGGAAGGAGCAAUUCCUCUUCAGAUCCAUCUCCACGAAUCCCAAGUCACCGCUCUGCCCCCUCCUCCUCCUGCUCUGAUCUUAGCUCCGCGGAUCGGAUACCUGCCGCUGUUAGCGCCUUUGAUUAAGCCUUAUUUUAGCAGCACACUCCCUCCCGGGGUUGAUACCAUUUGGUUCGAUUACAAUGGCCUCCCUCUCAAAUGGUACAUACCAACUGGAGUUCUUUUCGAUCUUCUUUGCCCCGAGCCUGAAAGGCCUUGGAAUAUCACUGUCCAUUUUAGAGGAUUUCCCGGAAAUGUAUUGAUACCGUGUGAAGGGGAAGAUUGUGUAAAGUGGAGCUUUAUAAAUUCAUUGAAAGAGGCAGCAUACAUAAUGAAUGGAAAUUGCAAGAAUGUUAUGAACAUGUCUCAGUCUGAUCAGCUGGAGCUUUGGAAUUCUAUCAUGAAUGGUAAUUUGGAAGCCUACCAACGAGUCUCAUCUAAGCAUAAACUUUCAACAGUUGACGAUGAGUAUACAAGUUUGUGCUUGCCUAAAGCUCAACAAUCCCUUGGAGAAACCAAUUUGACUGCUCAAGUCAAGACAGAUAAAUGCUUCACUUUACGUGAUGCUUUGAAGAUCCUUCUGCCAGAAUUAUUUUCGGAUGAGUCCUUAACGAAUGUAAAAUUAAGUGGAGUAGAUUUUGAGGAUGCAGUUAGAAAUCCCAAUGAAGAUGUGAGCAGUGAUAAAGUACUGGAAGACCAGGGACAAAGAUCAUAUAAAAACCCAGAGGCUGGCAACAUUUCCAAUAGUGCUGAAAUCAAGCUUAUCCGAAUUCAGGGUAUCGAACCGAAGCUAGAGAUACCCUUUUCUUGGGUGGCAAACAAUUUAAUAAAUCCGGAUUAUUUCCUUCACAUCUGUGUCUAUGUCAAAGUUGGCCAAUAAAAUCCCAGAUUUACAUUUGGACAUGUUUUCCCUUUGUGACGAGAAGGUUACGGCCUCAA